Molecule: messenger RNA, 7475 nt
Organism: Leucoraja erinaceus (little skate)
Lineage: Eukaryota; Metazoa; Chordata; Chondrichthyes; Rajiformes; Rajidae
Gene: trpm7
Product: transient receptor potential cation channel, subfamily M, member 7
Exons: 41
Coding region: 235-6393 (2052 amino acids)
Biological process (GO): monoatomic cation transmembrane transport; protein tetramerization; protein phosphorylation
Cellular component (GO): membrane
Molecular function (GO): calcium channel activity; protein serine/threonine kinase activity; ATP binding
Source: RefSeq, a predicted model, not a curated record
GUGUGAAGGCCGCCUCUCCGGCUCCACCCCUCUCCACGCGACUGUCACAUGACGGCUGUUGGCGGCCGCGGUGCUCGAUCGUCAGUCGGAGUCUCUCCAUUAUGAAAACGGUGGCUGCCGCGGGCCUGGCACUCUGCACCACCCGGGACUCUCCCGCGCUGUCUGCCCUCACACCACGUCGAUGGCUCAGUGCCACGUGGAGCCACUGCUGCAGCCUCCUCACCCGUGAAGAGAAUGUUCCAGUUCCCUUUGCAGACUGAUCUCGAAGAGUCCCAAAAAUCCUGGAUAGAGAAUACCUUUACCAAGAGAGAAUGUGUUUAUAUAAUUCCAAGCUCAAAAGACCCACACAGAUGUCUUCCAGGAUGUCAGAUAUGCCAGCAGUUGGUAAGGUGUUGCUGUGGGCGAUUGGUCCGGCAGCACCUUGGCUUCACUGCAAGUCUGGCAAUGAAAUACUCCGAUAUAAAACUGGGUGAAACUGCAAACUUGGAGAAAGAAGAAUGGUCAGUGGAGAAACACACCAAUGAGACUUCAACAGAUGCUUAUGGAGUCAUUAAUUUUCAGGGAGGGUCACAUUCUUACAGGGCCAAGUAUGUGCGAUUAUCCUAUGACACGAAACCUGAAGCUGCUUUAAAACUAAUGCUGAAAGAAUGGCAGAUAGAGCUACCUAAACUUGUCAUAUCUGUGCAUGGAGGAAUGCAAAACUUCGAACUCCAUCCACGCAUUAAGCAAGUUGUUGGAAAAGGCUUGAUCAAGGCAGCAGUCACCACAGGGGCUUGGAUUCUAACUGGAGGGGUGAACGCAGGUGUUGUGAAACACGUUGGUGAUGCAUUGAAAGAACAUAUUUCACGAUCUUCUCGGAAGAUUUGUACAAUUGGAAUUGCCCCUUGGGGUGUUAUUGAAAAUAGGAAUGACCUCAUUGGAAGAGAUGUUAUUGUACCAUACCAGACCUUGUUAAACCCUCUGAGUAAAUUGAAUGUUCUAAAUAGUUUGCAUUCCCAUUUCAUUCUGGUGGAUGAUGGCACAGUUGGGAAGUAUGGUGCUGAAGUUAAGCUUCGGAGAGAACUAGAAAAACACAUCAACCUCCAGGAGAUUCAUGCAAGAAUAGGCCAAGGUGUACCAGUAGUUGCUUUAAUAUUUGAGGGUGGUCCUAAUGUCAUCCCCACUGUGCUCGAAUACCUGCUAGAGACACCCCCUGUACCCGUGGUUGUUUGUGAAGGGACUGGGCGAGCUGCAGACCUGCUGGCCUAUGUGCACAAGCAGACUGAGGAGGGAGGUAUGCUUCCUGAUGGGUUGGAAUUGGAAAUCCUCACCACAAUCAAAAAGACUUUUAACUUCAGCCAAAAUGAAGCAUAUCAUUUAUUCCAGACUCUGAUGGAAUGUAUGAAGGCUAGAGAACUUAUUACUGUAUAUCACAUUGGGGCAGAGGAACACCAAGAUAUAGAUGUGGCCAUUCUAACAGCAUUGUUAAAAGGUACCAAUUUUUCUGCAUUUGAUCAAUUGAUCUUAACACUUGCCUGGGACAGGGUGGAUAUUGCCAAGAAUCAUGCAUUUGUUUAUGGGCAGCAGUGGCAGGUUGGAUCCCUUGAACAAGCGAUGUUGGAAGCUCUUGUCAUGGACAGAGUGGAAUUUGUGAAACUUCUCAUUGAAAAUGGAGUUAGCAUGCACAAGUUCCUCACAAUCCCUAGACUUGAAGAGUUAUACAAUACAAAACAAGGGCCAACUAAUCCAACAUUGCAUCAUCUAGUGAGAGAUGUUAAACAGGGGAAUCUUCCUUCAGAUUAUAAAAUCACUUUGAUUGAUGUGGGUCUUGUCAUCGAAUAUCUUAUGGGUGGAACAUAUCGAUGUACGUACACAAGGAAACGUUUCAGAAUUAUCUACAACAAUCUUCAUGGACCCACUCGGAGAUCUGGGCGGCAUUCAUCAAGCAGUAUACCUCAGCUACGCAAGCACCAGGAGUCACUGACUAAUCGAGCAGACAAAAAGGAAAAGACUCGACAUAAUCACUUCAUUAAGACUGCACAGCCUUAUAAACUUAAGCCUGAAUCCUCUGUUGAUCAGGGAAAGAAAAAGAGAGCCAAAGAUGAAAUUGUGGACAUUGAUGACCCCGAAACCAGAUGUUUUCCCUAUCCUUUCAAUGAACUACUAGUGUGGGCUGUACUAAUGAAGAGGCAGAAAAUGGCUAUGUUCUUUUGGCAACAUGGAGAAGAGUCCAUGGCUAAAGCUUUAGUUGCAUGCAAGCUAAAUCGAUCUAUGUCAUGUGAAGCAAAGCAGAGUGAUGUUGUUGAUGAUACUUCUGAAGAGCUGAAGCAAUCUUCUAGUGAAUUUGGACAAUUAGCUGUUGAUUUACUGGAUCAGUCAUUCAGACAAGAUGAAACCAUGGCCAUGAAGUUGCUGACUUAUGAACUGAAGAAUUGGAGCAACUCGACCUGCCUCAAGUUAGCUGUCCAUUCGAGACUUCGGCCGUUUGUAGCACACACCUGUACUCAAAUGCUGCUGUCAGAUAUGUGGAUGGGAAGAUUGAAUAUGAGAAAAAAUUCAUGGUACAAGGUUAUUCUCAGUAUUCUAUUCCCACCUGCUAUUCUCAUGCUGGAGUUUAAAACCAAGGCUGAAAUGUCUCAUAUUCCUCAAACUGAGGAUGCACAUCAAAUGAACAUGGAGGACAGUGAACACAACUUUCAGAGUCCAACUGAUCAAAUAUCAAUGGAAGUAUUUAAAGAAGAAGGAAUCUGUGACCACCAUGAAGUGAAACAUGAAGAUACAAGUCUGACUAAACCAAGAAGAUUGCCUAUCACAAGAAAGUUCUACUCCUUUUACCAUGCACCAAUUGCAAAGUUUUGGUUUAACACGUUGGCUUAUUUGGGAUUCCUCAUGCUGUAUACAUAUGUUGUCUUGGUACGAAUGCAAGAGUCACCGUCAGUACAGGAAUGGAUCGUGAUUUCCUUUAUUUUUACAUUAGCCAUAGAAAAAAUUAGAGAGAUCUUCAUGUCAGAAGCUGGAAAGAUAAACCAGAAGAUCAAUGUCUAUUUCAGUGACUAUUUCAACAUCACUGACGCACUUGCUAUAAUUUUAUUUUUUGUUGGUUUUGGACUGAGGUUUGGAAGUGGGCAAGUGAGGAUUGCUGGGAGAACAAUGUAUUGCCUCAAUAUUAUAUUUUGGUAUGUGCGACUUCUGGAUUUCCUGGCAGUCAAUCAGCAUGCAGGGCCUUACGUCACAAUGAUAGGUAAAAUGGUGGCAAAUAUGUUUUAUAUUGUGGUAAUUAUGGCAGUGGUCUUGCUGAGCUUUGGAGUUCCAAGAAAAGCAAUCCUUUACCCAGAUGAAUCUCCAUCUUGGGAGCUGGCAAAAGAUAUUGUCUUUCAACCUUAUUGGAUGAUAUAUGGUGAAGUGUAUGCUUAUGAAAUUGAUCCCUGUGCCAACAACACUGAAGAAGGUGCAAGGCAACGCUGUGUCAUUGGAUAUUGGAUAACGCCAUUUUUACAAGCCGUCUACCUCUUUGUACAGUAUAUUCUCAUGGUGAAUCUUCUCAUUGCCUUUUUCAACAAUGUGUAUUUCCAAGUGAAGGCCAUUUCAAACAUUGUAUGGAAAUAUCAACGGUACCAUUUUAUCAUGGCAUAUCAUGAAAAACCUGUGCUACCGCCACCUCUCAUCAUCCUCAGCCACUUUGCUUUAAUGAUCUCUAACAUUUGCCGUCGAGGAAAGAAACAUGACAGAGGUCAAGGCGGGCCAAAACUGUUUGUAAGUGAGGAUGACCAGAAAAAAUUGCAUGACUUUGAAGAGCAAUGUGUGGACAAAUAUUUCCAUGAAAAAGAGGAUCGGUUUCAUUCAGGUAGUGAGGAACGAAUUCGAGUGACUUCUGAAAGAGUUGAAAAUAUGUCCAUCCAAUUAAAAGAAGUAGGUGAUCGAGUAAAUUAUAUAAAGCGUUCAUUGCAAACAUUGGACAGUCAAAUAGGGCACUUGCAGGACUUGUCAGCUCUUACAGUGGAUACAUUGAAAGCACUGACUGCUCAAAAAGCUUCGGAGGCCACAGAGGUGCACAAUGAAAUUACUCGUGAACUCAGCAUUUCAAAAAAUCUGGGAGAAAAUGUUUCUGAUGUCCCACUUAAAACUUCGUUGAAGAAGCACAGCAUUGGAAGAUAUUUUGGCUCUUCUUUUCCUCAGCGAGGAAUUAACACUGGCAAUUCUAUCUGUACGGAUGGUUUUCUUCAAGAAUAUGUUAACUCUUCCCCAAAGGAGGUGUGCAGAAAAUUUGGUCAGGAAUUACUUCCAGGUUCCCAACAAAAUGAACAGAAUUUUCAAGAGGCUGGUUCCUCCGGCUGUGCCUUAUUACCAAAAGCAGCAGAGCUCUCUGAACUUAGGCAUAGAAGCCAUGUUGGCCUUGGGAAAACUCAGUCUUUGACCAAUGACCAGAAACCAGGACAGUCAUUCCAUAGCAUACCAAAUCUCUCCUCCCCAUCUGCCAAAUUUUUUGUUAGUACCCCAUCUCAGCCAAGCGGUUCAAGUCAAUUGGAGCUUGUGCCAGAUUCGGUCGAUUCAAUUAAAACUGGUGUAGAUGCUGACGGGAGUUCUAUUGAAUUUGGGGCCUUUGUUGGUAAGUAUAGUGAAGUUGUUUGUGCUUUACCUGAAGAAAUUUGCUACUGCCCUUCUCAUCCUGCUUGCAGCUUCUGUUGCAGUAAUCGUACUACACCUUGCUAUGAGACUGAAGGAUAUCUUAAUCAUGCAUUCAUUGAUACUGAGAGUAGCACAGACACUGAUAAUAAUAAUGACCGAAGCACUGAAUGUGACCCAAGUGCCAUGCACUACUUUGAGAACCAAUUCGAAAAGAAUGGACCUCUGCAAACAGGCGAGUUGACUUCAGCCACCAUAUCCAGUAAAGAGACCCAUGAAAAAUACAGAAAAGAGCAAAGAAAUUUGGACGAUUGCUUCAUGCAGGCUAUCGAAUUGCAAAAUCAACAUAUCAAUAUUGGGAACUGUUCAGGACAUCUGAGUGACCUGUGGAACAAAACCCAAUUUAGAGGCCACAAAGAUGUAUUGGAGCUGCCAAAGUUAGGAACUGGAGGAGUGCUGAAAUUCAAAGACCAGAAAAUAACUGUGGGAGCCAUUCAUGAUUUGGGUGCCCACCAUGGUGACUAUCAUUUGAGGACAGUGAAUUCUUAUGCUGGAUUUGCGGAAUUUCAUGGCAGUCAGUUAACUUCUACUGCGUCUGCUCAAGCAUUCUCUUUACAAGGCAGGGGUGGUAAAGACAGGACCAGGGCCUCAGCUGAAGAUGUAACAUUCUAUCGAGAGAAUUCAAAAGCUUCUCUACUGGGUCGUCUGGAAGAUAAAUCUGUUGCAUCCAGUAGUCAAAUGGCUGCUGGUGAAGAUGCCUUAAGUGCACAACACUUUUACAAUGCUCAUCAAUCUCAUGCAAGGCAAAGAAAAAUGGGAGUGAUUGGUUCUCCUUUUAAACCUGCACUGGAUGUAAAUUACUACUAUUCAGCUGUUGAGAGGAAUAAUUUGAUGCGGCUUUCACAGACUAUUCCAUUUACUCCUCUUCCAAACAGGGGUGAACCUGUGACAAUAUAUCGACUUGAGGAGAGCUCACCAGUCAGUCUGAACAACAGCAUGUCUUCCUGGUCGCAACAGGGCCGAUGUGCCAAGAUUGAGUUCUUAAGUAAAGAAGAAAUGGGAGGAGGAUUGAGGCGAGCUUUAAAAGUAGAGUGCACAUGGUCUGAGUUUGAUAUAUUAAAACCAGGUCAGCUGUAUAUUGUGAAAUCCUUUCUUCCUGAAGUAGUGAACACGUGGAAGAGAAUCUACAAGGAAGAUACUGUAUUACAUCUGUGUUUGAAGGAAAUUCAGCAGCAGAGGGCUGCACAGAAGCUCGCAUUUGCCUUCAACCAUAUGAAACCAAAGACCAUUCCAUACUCUCCAAGGUUCCUGGAAGUGUUCCUUCUGUAUUGUCAUUCAGCAAGCCAAUGGUUUGCAAUUGAAGAAUGUAUGACUGGGGAGUUCCGGAAAUUUAAUCAUAACAGUGGUGAUGAGAUCCGUCCAAACAACAUGCUGGAGGAGACCAUGCUUGCCUUUAGUCACUGGACCUAUGAGUAUACGAGAGGUGAACUACUGGUUCUGGACUUGCAAGGUGUUGGGGAGAACUUAACUGAUCCUUCGGUAAUAAAGUCUGAGGAGAAACAGUCACAUGACAUGGUAUUUGGACCUGCCAAUUUGGGAGAAGAUGCGGUUAAAAACUUUCGAUCAAAACACCAUUGUAAUUCUUGCUGUGGGAGACUUAAACUUCCUGAUAUCAAAAGGAAUGAUUAUACGCCAGACAAAGUGGUACUAGCUCAAGAUGAUGUAGAAGUUGCAAUCCAGUCUGGCAGUGGUACCAAAGAUGUACGAAACUCAUUACGCCUAAUGAUUUAGGCACUGAGAAUGGUACAGAGACAGUCUCCCGCUGCCAGAAACUUGAAAUUGCCUGAAGUCGCCUUUGUCGCUGAAUCAGAAGGGCUGCCAAGAGUUCUGUGGAAGCAAGUUCCCAAAAUCUAAUCACGGACGAUUUGUUGAAACAAAAACAAAGGGUAAAGAAUGCUGUGACUUGUCUGUAGUCUUGCCUGAUGCAUUUGCAGUGCAAUCUAAAUGUAACUAGCUAUUUUGUUGUUGUGUAAUUGACCUGUUGUGAGAAUUGCAGCAAGUGAUGUUGAGGUUAAUGAACUGAAAUUAUCUGUUCUCUACAGAGCAAUCCAUGUUGAAAACAAAUUUAAUUGAAGUGUAAAGAUUUUAAACAAAGCUAAAUGCCGGUUUUAAGUCUUCACAAUGCAUACAUUUUAAACCAUUUUUAAUCAGUUUAUUUAAUAAAGCCAUGUAUAUUGGUACAAUUGUACCAAGAUGCAAAUAAUAUUUAAACUACAAAUUACCAAGCAGAAAAAUCCUCUAUAAAAUGUGAAGUAGUGUUAUGUCUGACAAAAUAUGGCAGGUUUUUAAUAAGCCGAUCAAUUAAACUAACACAUGAAACAAGCAAGAAUUGUUUAGUCAGCACAGUCAAAAGAAUGUUCUGGUAAUCUGAUUUUAAUGAAUUUCCGUUGUAAUGCUAGAAUUUGUGGUACAUGCAGAUUGAAUUUAAAAGGAAGUAUUGAAAUCCUUGUAUAUAUGGUAAUGGGCAGAUUGCAAUCUAUCUUUAUGCAAAUAAUGAGACCUGAAUUGGUUGAAUUGUCAGCACGAUGAAGCCACAUGUCGACCUUAAAAUAUUUAUGUAAAUGGUGGCAUCGGGCAUCUUUUCUAUGUUACAGAGGUACUAUUGUCAUUUUUAAAACAAGGGUGUUUAUAUGAAGAGCUGUAUAAUUUUUAAUCUAAUAGAUGUAUCUUAUAGAUACUGUAUCUAAGGCACGAACACAACUUAAAAUAAGAUGGUGGUUUUACAUAGGUUGGAUGGUAAAGGCCAAGCGCUAAUGGGAUCAUGCUGCAUAAAUUUUGUACAUCAUUUAAUCUAAUAAAAGAUUUUUUUGAAA